This is a messenger RNA of Zingiber officinale, 1479 nucleotides long. Its product is annotated as E3 ubiquitin-protein ligase SDIR1-like. The transcript has 10 exons. The coding region runs from base 254 to 1225 and encodes 323 amino acids. Lineage: Eukaryota; Viridiplantae; Streptophyta; Magnoliopsida; Zingiberales; Zingiberaceae. The record is from RefSeq and is a predicted model, not a curated record.
UUAGAGGGGUUUUUUCCCAUAAUUCAGCGUCAGAACGAACGAGAAGAGUCCGCGACCCUCCGCCCCUCGCUUCCCCUCCUCCCUCUCUCCCCGGCAAGCCAAAUCGUUACCAGAAAUAAAGAUCAGAUUGUGUCAAAUAUAUAGAAAUUUUCGUCCAUCGUAAUCGAGCAUAGGUUGGGGAAUCGAUCGAUCUGAAUUCUAUCAUGGGAACCCUUCGACUCUUACUCGAUCAAUCGUUUGUUAAAAACAUUCUAUGUUCCGGCAGAACCGAUUUUGGUUUAAAAUCUUUAUAUGCUUGUGGUUUAUAGCUGGGGCGAGGGAGUCAUAUUUUAAAAUAAGAUAUCAUCAUUUUAGGUCAUUGACAUCCAUAAUCAUGAGUUAUGUGCUACGGGGAAGCAGGAUUGGCGUCGAAACUGGAUUGCCAAGAUUUAUUCAAGAUAGGCGAUUAACACGUAUGCAGGCGGGCGUUCGACCUGUUAAUAACAAUUCCAUGGCUUUUCUCUUGACGGUCCUUGUGCUCUUCAUGAUACUAAAUUCACAUCAGAUGUCACCCAACUUUCUGAUUUGGCUUCUCUUGGUGGUGUUUCUGAUGGUCACAAGCCUUAGGAUGUAUGCAACGUGCCAGCAGCUUCAGGCUGAAGCCCAUGCUCAUGCUGCUGCUGCUAGUGGUUUGCUUGGGCACACAGAGCUGCGAUUGCAUGUUCCACCAUCCAUUGCCCUUGCUACAAGAGGGAGGUUACAGAGCCUCAGACUCCAACUUGCCCUUCUUGACCGAGAAUUUGAUGAUUUAGAUUAUGAUGCCUUAAGAGCAUUGGAUUCGGAUAAUCCUCCAGAUGUUCCUUCAAUGACUGAGGAAGAGAUCAAUUCUCUUCCUGCACACAAAUACAAGGUCUUGUCUGGUGAAGGAUCUAACUCUGGAUGGAAGAGCAAUGGAUCAUCGUUCCAACAGGCAUCAUCUUCUUCCAUAACUACAAGUGAGCAGAAAAGGUUGGAAAGUGGGAAAUUAAAUGGAAAUUUUAAUUCUCAAGAAGAUGAACUGACAUGCAGUGUUUGCUUGGAGCAAGUCAAUGUGGGAGAAACAGUACGGAGCUUACCGUGCUUGCAUCAGUUUCAUGCAAAUUGCAUUGACCCGUGGUUGCGCCAACAAGGUACAUGCCCCGUAUGCAAGCACAAAGUGAAUUCAGCAUGGCAUAUGACUGGCGAGGAUGCAACGGACAUGGUCUAGCUUGUUAUUCUUCUGCAGUUAUAUAUACCAAGCAUAGAGCCUGUCCGGGUGCUGCCGGAGCUGGACUAACAGUGCAUGUCCUAAAUUGUUAGAAAGCCCGACUAGUUCGAACUCAAUUUGCAAUAUGUCAACCUAGUGGUUCAGUGUAUAUGAUCACUGAUGUAAACAAAUGAAACCUCUUUAUUCGACUGUAUUUUGUGGGUAUACUGGUGUAUCUUAGAUUCUCAGAUUAGAAUUUUUCUUAUUUUCUUGAA